GCGAGGUGGAGGGAAACGGGAGGGAGGACUUUGGACAGAGAUGUCAGUCGGGCUUUCGAUCACAGCGUUGUGAAACACUGCAGCGUUGAUCCAACACGGUAUUACAAAAAUUUACAAGUCAGGUCAUCGCGGGGGAGGAUCCGCGUGGGGAAACUCCGCCGCUUUUCCCUGUUGCUCGGUUCUCGGAACCCAGGUCAGAAUUCCCAACAGCUCGCAGCAGAACGCUUCUCUCUUUCCCCGCUCUCUCCGGCACAGGAGAUGCCAGUUCUGAAGAGUAACCUGCUACGGCUCAGCCCCACGAAGCUACACUGGGGGACAGUGAAGCUGCAGAAGGAGUUGAUAUUGGGCAGCAGGAUGAGUGCCGGGACCAAUCCUUUCGAGGACGAUCUGAGCGACACACUGAAUCCAUUUGCAGAUGACUUGAAGAAUCCCUUCAGCGAGGAGGAAGAGGAGGAAGGGAGGCACACGGAAGGUUCCAACGGGACCCUGCACUCGAGCAAUGGGCUCACACCAAAGAGGAACGAUGACAAGUAUGGGUCACUUCUGCGGAAGCUUUUACCGAAGGAGAAGAAGGGGAAAUCUCCGGUAGAGGAGAAGGGCGGGGAGAGGAAAAACCUCUUCACAUCGCCAAACAGCAAGCCGGGAAAGGUGGAACCAGAGGCCAGGCAGAGGUUGUCUUUCCUGAAGCAGAGCAAGGCGAAAGCAGAGACUGGGCAGGAGAAGUCAGCAGGCCAGAAAAGAGCCGAGAAGGUGGACAAAGCAAACGAGCCUCUCUCAGUCCUGGAAAUCCUCCAGCUGAUCCAGAAGCAGGAGCUGGCAGCAGCAGACAGGCACAUCAUCGAGCUGGAGGCCGAGUGCGAGCGGCUGAGUCCCCAGACGCCGGAGGGCAAGGACGGCGGGAGGAGGGCCAAGGACGUGGCCCUCCUCUACGAGGAGCUGGAGAGCGAACUGAACCGCAUUGUGGGCGCCUGCCUAACCCAGCCCCCGGACCCCUCACACCUGGGCCAGGUGGCACGCACAAUCGAGCAGGAGGAGCAGGCGGACAGGGCCCGGGAGGGAGGAGGGGGUGAGGUCUCGCAGGGCGGAAGGCCCAGGGAGCUGAGGAAGAAGUGGAGGGAGGCCGUGAAGGCGUCCGUGAGCGAGAGGCUGUCGCCGGGCCAGGCGGUGGAGAACGCCUCGGUGGCUCAGCGCUUGAGGAGCCUCAGGGAGCAGACGGUGGCCGACCUGAUCUCGGUCCGGAAGAACGUCGCUGCAGGGUACCCAAAGGAAUACGAGGCCUUCAACAUCUAUGUGAGGAGCUACCACGAAGGUGUGUCCUUCUGCCUGUCCGAGAUGGCGCAGAGGGACCUGGAAGUAGAAGAGCUUUACGUCUUCCUCGAAUGGUGCCACUGUCUUUAUUACAGGGAAGUGCUGGGCCAUGCAGAACUGACUGCACACAUCAGCAAACAGCACCUCGGACCGCUCCUACCCGAGGACACAGUCAGGAGGCUGGAGGGCCGCUGCGUUGCCAUGGUGAAGGCCCAGAUUAUGAAGCACGUGGAGACGGAACUGUGUGCAGAGCAGGACAGGUGGAAACAGGAGUGCAAAAGCUUUCAGUCUGAGUUGGCAAGCCGGGUCAUCCAGAUACUGAAGGAGCAUAUAGAGAAGUCGUCUGCGAUCACAGAGGAACUGGGGGCUCGGAUCGUUCAGAGCUGCCUCCACAUCCUGGCUAACUUCCUGCAGAGUUUCCAAGUGAAUGUACAGGAACUUUAUGGUCACUUUGCUGUAAACACGGCUGGUAUGGAAUGUGUGGUCCCGCAGACAAUCGCUGUGGUCAACUGCUGCCCUGCCUUCAGAGACUACGUCGAACGGCUGAUCCAAAAAUUCUCCCCAGAGGGCGAAGAGUGGAAGAAGAAAAUCAUGGAGGCACUGGACAAGGUUGAGAGAGGAGGCAUCAAGCUCUUAAUGGAGAAACUCUUCAGUGAACUGAAGCCACAUUUUGCAAAGCUGUUGAGAAAGAAAUGGCUCCAAAAUGCGGAAAGCUUUGAAAGUAUUGUUACUGCCAUCCGAGAGCACUUCAAGCAUUUCCAGAAGAUGAGAACACCGCCAUACCAGACCCUGGUCAAUCACGUUCACCUGCGGGUGGUCACUGAGUACCUGAGGGCGCUGGUGCAGAGGCGGGUGACCUGCACCUCGAGCGAGAUGCGUGCCAAGCUAGCGCUGCGGAUCAGCGAGGAGUCCGAGCAGCUGCAGCAGCUCUUCCUCAAUCUGAAUUCCGCCUCGUCCUGGCUGGACGCUGCUAUCAGUCACCAGGCCGAGAUCGUCAAACUGAAGGAAAUCUCCUCCAUCCAGAUGGAAGUCGGGGUCCUGGUGAGCAGUUAUCCUGACGUACGGAAGGGCCACAUCUCUGCAGUGUUGCAUAUGAGAGGAGACUUGAGUUCCUCUGACCGACACUCAAUCCUGGAGACAGUGCAGGAGCUCAACAGCCAGAGCAGUGGACUCGACCCUCCCCGGAACAGGGUGCUCUUCAGUGAAAUCGAUGAGAUGACCGAGGCCCGUUGCUUCAGGGAGAGCUCUGUCUCCAGCUGCAUGGCCAGCUGGCUGUACGCCAUCCGCGGCAGAACCCGCACGAGAACCUCGUGUCAGGAAUCAGGCAGCCGGAAAGCCACAAAAAUCCAAGGCUUGUGAAUCGGGUCCAGGAAAAGGAUAAUGGGAGUGACCAAACACUGGAUCCCUGCGCUGGAAUGUGAUGGAGAUCCAGGGAGAAACGCUGUGACUUACAACCACGUGAUUGAAUUAUUGAGACUGUACAAAUCUUUAAUGUAAAAGUCAUAUAAUGUCAAGAUUUAAAUAAAGAUCUUUCUAAAAGUGUUGACUGCUUCCAUAAGCCAGAGUCCUUUUGGGGUUAGGAAAACGAAGUUCCCAGAAUCCCUAUGGCUGUUGACUAUUGGUGCAAGGAAGAUGGCUUCCGUCACACCUCCUCCAGCCUCUCCCACUGGGUGGCAGAACCAUGAAGAGUGGAGUGAUAUUUGCAAUUUUCCAGCAUUAGGGUUAGGGUUCCAGAACCAUUCCAUAAUUAGCAAUUCUUGAAAUAUCAUUACGAGUGCCUCCACGAUCUCUUCAGCUACUGCUUUCAGAACCCUGGGGUUGUACACCGUCUGGUCCAGGUGACUUUUCAGCCUUCAGACCUUUCAGUUCCCCAAGAACCUUCUCUCUAGUUAUGGUAACUUCACAGAUCUCAUGAUCCCUGGCACCUGCACCUCACUGCUAGUGUCUUCUGCAGUGAAGACUGAUGCAAAAUACUUAUUCAAUUUGUCUGCCAUUUCCUUGUCCCUAUUACUAUCUCUCCAGGAUCAUUUUUCCAAAUAAAGUCCCUAGCAAUUCAGAAAUUGGCAUGCUUGCAUAUGCCUGAAUGGAGAGAAAAAACUGGGGUGUGUAGAACCAGGGGUCACUGUCUCAAAAUAGAGAAUUGGUCACUUACAUAAAAAGGCCUGUUUCUAUGAUGUACUUAUGCAUCUAUAUGGUGAUGAGAAAUGUAUACAUUAGGCAGAGGGUGACAUGUACUUAUUUAGUGAAGGUGUCAAAGGGUAUUUGGGAGAAGGCAGCGGAAUGGGGUUGGGGUUGAGAGGGAAAAUAAAUCAGCCAUGAUAGAAUGGCAGAGCAGACCUGAUGGGCUGAAUGGCCUAAUUCUGCUUCCGUGUCUUAUCAGAAUCAGAAUCAGACUUUAAUCGCCAAGUACCUGUGCACAUACAAGGAAUUUACUUCCGGCAGGUGGUUAUGGAGAUUAACCAGGAAUGGGAAAAGCUGUUUGAAACAGGGGUUGUUUUAUUGGGCUUUAAUGUAGACAGCACUUUUGUUAAAUCCAGCAGAACGUCAUCUCUAUACAUUACAGAUAGAUCUUUAAGAAACUCAAACCACACUAACAUUUCCAUCACUGCCAUCAAUGAAACUCCAUUGUUAGUUUUUGCCUCUUUCGGUCACAGUCUCAUGGUGACAUCACAUCCUACAGGACAUCAUUUCCUGUGUGUCAUGGCAGUUUCCCAUGUGGAUGCUUCAAUUCCAUGCCUUCUGAUUCACUCAGACAGAAGCAGGUUGUCUGAUACGCAAGAACUCCCUGUAAGAGUUGCUUCCUGUUGUGGAAUUGGUUUUUCUCUGAAAUGGUCUUGUGUGGAAUUCCACUUUCAUUGCCUCUUAGUUGAAAGUUGAGUCAUAAUCCUUCCAUUCCUUGUGGUUCCUUGACAAAAUAUUUCUGGCACAUUUAUUAGACUGUAAGACAUAGGAGCAGAAUCUGGCCACUCAGCCCAUCGAGUCUGCUUCUCCAUUCCAUCAUGGUUUAUUUGUCAUCUCUCUCCACCCCAUUUUACUGCCUCUAACGCCCUUAUUAAUCAAGAACCUAUUAACCUCCGCUUUGAGUAUACCCAAUGACAACCCAAUCAUCUGUGGCAGUGAAUUUUACAGAUUCAUCACCCUCGGUCUGAAGAAAUUCCUCUUCAUCUCUGUUCUAAAGGGAUGUCCAUGUACUCUGAGGCUGUGCCCUCGCGUCCUGGACUCCCCCACUACAGCAAACACCUUCUCUACGUCCACUCCAUCUGGGUCUUCCAACGUCCAAUAGUUUUCAAUGAGAUCCCUCCUCAUUCUCCUGAACUCCAGUGACUACAGGCCCAGAGACAUCAAAUGCUCCUCAGAAGUUAACCCUUUCAUUCCCAUGAUAAUUCCCAUGAACCUCCACCGGACCCUCUCCAAUGCCAACACAUCCUUUCUUAGACAUGUGGCCCAAAACUACUCACAAUAUUCCAGGUGUAGUCUGACCCACGCCAUAUAAAGCCUCAGCAUUAUAGUUUGCUUACAUUACAUCUGUCAAACCAAUGACAGCAAAUAUUGUUGGGGUUGGUGUCUUGAGGAGGUUAAUCCAGACUUCCUCAUCUCUCUACGGUAAGAAAAUUGUGAUCCUACCCUCAAAAAAUCCAGGUUAGACCAUGUUGCUAUCCAUGGAAGCAGGCUGUGCACAAUUUGAAUGUUGUAUUUCCUUCACUGGGAUUCGGUUGGCAACAGAGCACUUCGGGAUAUAAAUCUUUCUUUCCAUGUUAAUAUUUGUUAUUAUCACAUGCAAGCUAUUUUUGUCCAAUCUUCUGUCUCAAUCUCCAAAGGAGGUGUGUUUGUGUUUAAUGAUUAAAUUAGCUAAAUAUGACCUUCCCUAGGAAUAGGUGCCAACUUCCGUAUCUACCCCGGUCUGAGUUCUGAUGGGAAAGGUAAUGGUUUAUUUUCCACACAGCUAAACUUAGCUCGUAAUUAGUGAUUUCCUUAGCUGUUGACUCACUGUCCAUGCCUUGCACUCUGAAGGGUGAAGGGAAGUUAAGCACUACCAGAGAACACAAAAGCACAUCCCAAAAACUGUAAACAAUUCCCAACAACAUGGGAGAUUCUAUUUUAUUUUAUUUUAAUGUUUAUUUUACAAUUAGAUUUUCAUAUGACUGCUUUGGUUGCAAUGCAAACUGUCUAAAAUAAUUCAGUGGCCAUUUUAAUCGGAACCUCCUGUUAUACGUGAUUAUGUAGAUACUGUAUUAUACAUAAUAAAGUGGCCACAGUGUAUGUUGGUGGUA
Messenger RNA from Hypanus sabinus (Atlantic stingray), 5579 nucleotides. RefSeq names its product exocyst complex component 3-like. Gene Ontology annotation, molecular function: SNARE binding. The coding region runs from base 259 to 2667 and encodes 802 amino acids. The transcript is spliced from 13 exons. The record is from RefSeq and is a predicted model, not a curated record. Gene Ontology annotation, biological process: exocytosis; exocyst localization. Lineage: Eukaryota; Metazoa; Chordata; Chondrichthyes; Myliobatiformes; Dasyatidae. Gene Ontology annotation, cellular component: exocyst.